Messenger RNA from Cryptococcus wingfieldii CBS 7118, 642 nucleotides. RefSeq lists its product as hypothetical. Lineage: Eukaryota; Fungi; Basidiomycota; Tremellomycetes; Tremellales; Cryptococcaceae. The transcript is spliced from 3 exons. The coding region runs from base 1 to 642 and encodes 213 amino acids. The record is from RefSeq and is a predicted model, not a curated record.
AUGUCUGACGAUGGCUCCGAAAUCAACGACCCUCGCCUUAUCCCAACUUCAUCCACCCCUCCACCUUACUCUGACCGCCAGCCAUCCAAAGGUGCUGCCGCCAUCCUCCAAUUCUGGCUCGACGACCAUGACGACAGAUCCCUCCUUUCCACCCUCACUGAUCCCCAGUUUGCCGCGCAAUUUGCGAGUGAAGUGGAGGGGGUAGAUGACGUCGAACAAGUCACAUCUUGGGCACAAGAAGCGCUGAGCUUUCUCCCGCGCGAGGCGCAGGCUUCUAUGCUAUUUGGUCUUAGCGGUAUGUCGGAAGAAGUUGAAGGUCUCGCCUCUGGCUCGCGGCAGGAAGAGUUUCAGCAAUUCGUCAAUUCAGCGAUGCAAGACGCGCAAUGGAAGGCUCUUGCAGAUAGCAUGUGUGUUGAGACUUUGGCGGAAGCUCUUCGGCAGCUAGAGGUGGACCAUUCUGCAAAGGCGAGGCCACAACGCAAAUUCACUGCUGAUACCGUCACUACCAGCAUGUCUUCAGUCUUUGACGCUAAUGGCUCCGAAGACACGACCAUGGCAUAUUCGCCUUUUACUGAAGAUUUGGAAUACGAUGAAACCGAUGAGCAGGUGAGACAAGGAGUAGAGGGCAAGGAAUUCUUAUAA